GUAGCGGUUGGCAGGAGUAUCGAGCAGUCAUGUCUCCGAUUUUCAUCUGUUUUUUCGGGUUGGCCGUUUCGGCCGUUUGGUCCGCAUCGCCGUACAGAUUCGAAGACGCCGAAAAACUCUUCGAAGAAUUUAUUGAAGAAUUCGGAAAGGAAUAUGAAGACGAAAUUGAGAAACAGUACAGAUUCGAAAUUUUCGUUAAGAAUUUGCAGUUAAUUAAUGAAUUGAACGAAGAGAGCGAUCAUGCUGUCCAUGGUAUAACCAAAUUUGUGGAUCUGACUGUCGAAGAAUUUAGAAGUAUGCACACAGGUCUGAAACCUGUUUCUGACUAUAUAUACGGGUGUGUUUUUGCACCUGAUAGCGCCAUUCCUGUUAAGGGUGCGCCGGAGUCGUUCGACUGGCGUGAUCAUAACGUAGUGACAUCAGUUAAGGACCAGGGUUCUUGUGGCAGCUGCUACGCUUUCAGCGCAGUUGGUAAUAUCGAGGGGCAGUACGCAAUGAAGUAUAGAGAACUGGUCGAUUUGUCUCCGCAACAAAUUAUCGACUGCGACUAUGUUAGCCAAGGGUGUUUGGGAGGAUUCAUGAGCCUCGCAUUACAAUCGGUACUAGAGACAAUAGGUAUAGAAACUGAAGCAGACUACCCGUAUAAAAUGGCACCAUUGGAUGACUGUUACUUUGAUAGAGCUAAGGCCAAAGUGACGCUCGCGACGUGUUACGGAUACAACUUGACCUCUCAAGAGCAGCUGAAGCAACUGGUGUACAAAACUGGACCCAUCUCUAUCGCUAUCCAAGCUGAUGGUUUGCAUACUUACACUGGUGGAAUCCUCUCUGAUAAGCAAUGCAACAAAGGUUACGUCAACCAUGCAGUCCUACUUGUGGGUUAUGGCGUAGAAGGAAAUAAACCAUAUUGGAUCAUCAAGAAUUCUUGGGGCGACAAGUGGGGUGAAAAGGGUUAUUUCAGAGUGGUCAGAGGUGAGAACUUGAACUCUUGCAAGAUGCUGAAUCCAGAUAUGUGUUCUGCUGUUGUCGACUAACAUACAGAAAAUAGAAGAAAUUAUAUGAGCAAUAUCUUACGUUAAAAGUAGUUAGGAUAAUAUAUAAUUUUCUUCUAUGUGUAUUAUCAAUAAAAGUUAUUGAUUU
Molecule: messenger RNA, 1137 nt
Organism: Spodoptera frugiperda (fall armyworm)
Lineage: Eukaryota; Metazoa; Arthropoda; Insecta; Lepidoptera; Noctuidae
Product: procathepsin L-like
Exons: 6
Coding region: 30-1031 (333 amino acids)
Cellular component (GO): lysosome
Molecular function (GO): cysteine-type endopeptidase activity
Source: RefSeq, a predicted model, not a curated record